AUGGCGCAUCAAGAACAGGCGUCAUCCUCGGUUGCUACCACUUCCGUCGCAGCGGGCGAAUCGACGGCCAUCUCCUCAUUAAAAUUCGUAAUCUCUAAUCUCAAGUUCUUAGUGCCUUGCGCCCUCACUCUGGACAACUUCCCGAUUUGGAGCACUCAAAUCGCCAAGUUAUUUCGUGCGAACGGGUUCACAGCAUUUCUUGAUCCCAAAAACUCUUCGAAAAAUGCUGAUCCGAACAUCGAUACGCGAUCUUGGAUGGUCACUGAUCAGAAUUUGGCAACGGCCAUGUGCUCCACCAUCUCACCGGAGGUUCUUCCCUACGUGAUUCAUCUUGAAUCCACCCAAGAAAUAUGGGCCACUCUUCACACCCGAUUUCAAUCCUCUAAUCGCUCGAAGGUAAUCCAGCUUAAACACGAGUUACAUAACAUCUCUAUGGAGACGAGGUCUAUGACUCAGUACCUUACUGAGAUCAAGAAAAUCGUCGAUCAAAUUGCUUCGGCCGAUUCCUCGGUUGAUCCCGAAGACGUCAUCAUUUACAUCUUAAACGGCCUUCCACCGGCAUACCAGUCAUUCACCACUACCAUCCGAACUAUGCAAGGUUCGCUGUCCCUCGACACUUUAUAUGCGCUCCUUAUCAUCGAAGAAAUCCAUCUCAAGUCGGCGGCAUUAAAAUUUCCCAAACUGCCGGACAACCAAUCGGCACUAUACUCCGUUCGAGGCCGCGGUAGAUGA
This is a messenger RNA of Dendrobium catenatum, 732 nucleotides long. RefSeq lists its product as uncharacterized. The transcript has a single exon. The record is from RefSeq and is a predicted model, not a curated record. NCBI's taxonomy places the organism in Eukaryota, Viridiplantae, Streptophyta, Magnoliopsida, Asparagales, Orchidaceae. Bases 1 to 732 code for a protein of 243 amino acids.